AGCAUGUGCGGCGCGGCCUACCGAAGAAGUGGCUCCGCACAUCGCAGUCGCAUACUCCCAUAUCUAUCCCCCCUCCCUCCUCCGGUUCCGGCCAGUAUAGCGAGACCGCGUAUAUAACAAGCCAAGAUUAUUAGGCGGCCCUCAAACCAAGAAACGCGUGGGGGGUUUAGCUCCUGAUCGAAAGCCGGUGAGCAAGCGACGGAGGGAGGGAGGGCGAGGGAGAAGGGGAGGAGCCGAGGGGGUGGUGAGUCUAGAGGCUCGUAGGCAGCCAGCCGCGUCGCCGUAGAAGCUUGCUAUACGGCCAGCCAUGGCGGCGAAAGCCAGGUUCUUGCUCGCCGCCGCGACGUGGGUGUGCCUAUCGGCAAUGGCCGCCUCCGCCUUUGACGUGCCGAGCGUCGCCUUCGAGGAACGGUUCUCGCCGCUGUUCGGCGACGACAACCUCGUCCGCUCUCGGGAUGGCAGGAGCGUCCGCCUGCUGCUUGACCGGCGCUCCGGUUCUGGGUUCAUUUCCUCGGACUACUACCUCCACGGCUUCUUCAGCGCGUCUAUCAAGCUGCCCAAGGACUACACGGCCGGCGUCGUCGUCGCCUUCUACCUGUCUAAUGGGGAUGUGUACGAGAAGACGCACGACGAGCUGGACUUCGAGUUCCUGGGCAGCCGGUGGGGCGGGCAGUGGCGGGUGCAGACCAAUGUCUACGGCAACGGCAGCACCGCCCACGGCCGCGAGGAGCGCUACCUCCUCCCCUUCGACCCCACCCUCGAGGCCCACCGCUACUCCGUCCUCUGGGCUCCCACUCAUAUCAUCUUCUACGUCGACGACACGCCGAUCCGGGAGGUGAUCCGGCACCCGGACAUGGGCAGCGACUUCCCGUCGAAGCCGAUGGCGGUGUACGCCACCGUCUGGGACGGCUCCGCGUGGGCCACGGAAGGGGGAAAGUACAAGGUCAACUACAAGUACGCGCCGUUCGCGUCCGAGUUCUCCGACCUGACCAUCGUCGGCUCCCGCGCCGACCCGGUGCUCCGCGUCCCGAGGCGCGGCGGCGCCGAUAAGGACCUCCUGGGGCUCAUGACGGCCGACUACGCGGUCAUGACGCCGCAGAAGCGCGCCGCGAUGCGCGCGUUCAGGGCGCGGCAGAUGACGUACACCGUGUGUUACGACGCGGUGCGGUACGCGGCCGGGCCGUUCCCCGAGUGCGAUAACUCGGACGAGGAGAGGGAGGCCUUCUGGGCCUGGGGCGAGUCCAAGACCGUGGUCAUGAGGCCGCGCGCCCGCCGCCGGGGACGCCGCCCCGGCGCCGGUGCGGGAGCCGGGGGACGCGCCGACGUGGCAAGCAGCUGAGGUCCAGGGAAAGUAAGAUCGGUAGCGAAAGCUAUUGGCACAAUGGUUACAGAUGAUUAAUUAAUCCGGUAUUGUAAUUUGAUUGAUAUCUUUUCCCCAUGCAUAUACAGGGUGUAAAGCUAGGUGUAGGGAGCAGUAGGGAUUAAUGCGCUAUGAUUCUUUGAUUCCUUAGGUGGCAGCUAAAAAUAUGAUCGAAUUAUUAACAUUAUGAACUUGGAUUUUCUCCUCA
Messenger RNA from Phragmites australis (common reed), 1568 nucleotides. Its product is annotated as probable xyloglucan endotransglucosylase/hydrolase protein 30. The record is from RefSeq and is a predicted model, not a curated record. The transcript has 4 exons. Lineage: Eukaryota; Viridiplantae; Streptophyta; Magnoliopsida; Poales; Poaceae. Gene Ontology annotation, cellular component: cell wall; apoplast. Gene Ontology annotation, molecular function: hydrolase activity, hydrolyzing O-glycosyl compounds; xyloglucan:xyloglucosyl transferase activity. Bases 308 to 1339 code for a protein of 343 amino acids. Gene Ontology annotation, biological process: xyloglucan metabolic process; cell wall biogenesis.